Molecule: messenger RNA, 2882 nt
Organism: Vitis riparia (riverbank grape)
Lineage: Eukaryota; Viridiplantae; Streptophyta; Magnoliopsida; Vitales; Vitaceae
Product: putative pentatricopeptide repeat-containing protein At1g68930
Exons: 2
Coding region: 57-2288 (743 amino acids)
Biological process (GO): RNA modification
Molecular function (GO): zinc ion binding; protein binding; RNA binding
Source: RefSeq, a predicted model, not a curated record
AGAAAUACCCUGGAAAAACUCCCUGGCGCAUUCCCGCCUAGAACCUAUUAACACAAAUGUCAUCAUCCUCCAACUACUACGCUUCUUUACUCAAACUCUGCUGUGAAUCCCAGAACCAAACCCAAGCCAAGAAGCUCCAUUGCCUCAUACUCAAAACCAUUAAACAACCUGAAACCUUUUUAUCAAACAAUCUCAUCACUACCUACUAUAAACUAGGCAAUUCAGCAUAUGCCCACCACGUGUUCGAUCAUAUUCCUCAACCAAAUCUCUUCUCAUGGAACACAAUCCUCUCCGUUUAUUCAAAACUAGGCCGUCUUUCUCAGAUGCAACAAAUCUUUAAUCUAAUGCCAUUUCGAGACGGUGUCUCUUGGAAUUUGGCUAUUUCGGGUUAUGCUAAUUAUGGCUCUUGUAGUGAUGCGGUUAGAGUUUAUAAGUUGAUGUUGAAGGAUGCAGCCAUAAAUUUGAAUCGGAUUACAUUUUCAACAAUGCUUAUAUUGUGUUCAAAAUUUCGGUGUGUAGAUUUGGGUAGGCAAAUUAAUGGGCAAAUACUGAAAUUUGGUUUUGGGUCUGAUGUAUUUGUGGGUAGUCCUUUGGUGGACAUGUAUACGAAAUUGGGGUUGAUCUAUGAUGCAAAGAGGUACUUUGAUGAAAUGCCGGAGAGGAAUGUAGUUAUGUGUAAUACAAUGAUCACUGGGCUUAUGCGGUGUGGGAUGAUUGAAGAGUCUCAGCGUUUGUUUUGUGGCCUAAAAGAGAGAGAUUCGAUUUCUUGGACGAUCAUGAUUACAGGGCUAAUGCAGAAUGGGUUGGAGAGAGAAGCAGUUGAUAUGUUCAGAGAGAUGCGAUUGGCAGGGUUUGCAAUGGAUCAGUUUACAUUUGGAAGCAUCUUGACUGCUUGUGGGAGUCUUUUGGCCUUAGGAGAAGGGAAACAGAUUCAUGCUUAUGUAAUAAGGACUGACCAUAAGGAUAAUGUGUUUGUGGGAAGUGCUCUUGUUGACAUGUAUUCCAAGUGUAGAAGCAUAAAAUCUGCAGAAACAGUAUUCAAGAGAAUGCCCCAAAAGAAUGUCAUUUCAUGGACUGCGAUGCUGGUGGGUUAUGGCCAGAAUGGUUUCAGUGAAGAAGCUGUUAAAAUUUUCUUUGAGAUGCAGAGAAAUGGGGUUGAGCCAGAUGAUUUUACUCUAGGAAGUGUUAUUAGCUCAUGUGCUAAUCUGGCAAGCUUAGAAGAGGGUGCCCAAUUUCAUUGUCGAGCCUUGGUUUCUGGCUUGAUUUCUUUUAUUACCGUAUCUAAUGCGCUUAUUACCUUGUAUGGUAAAUGUGGAAGCACAGAAAAUUCCCAUCGGUUGUUUACUGAAAUGAACAUCAGAGAUGAAGUUUCUUGGACUGCAUUGCUUGCAGGGUAUGCCCAGUUUGGGAAAGCCAAUGAGACGAUUGGUUUGUUUGAAAGAAUGUUGGCCCAUGGCUUGAAACCAGAUGGAGUAACAUUUAUUGGGGUCCUUUCAGCUUGCAGUAGGGCAGGACUAGUGGAGAAAGGACUUCAGUAUUUUGAAUCAAUGAUAAAAGAACAUGGUAUUAUGCCAAUUGCUGAUCACUACACUUGCAUCAUUGAUCUGCUUGGCCGAGCUGGAAGGUUGGAAGAAGCAAGAAAUUUUAUAAAUAAUAUGCCUUGCCAUCCUGAUGUGGUUGUUUGGGCUACCUUGCUGAGCUCAUGUAGAGUUCAUGGUGACAUGGAAAUUGGGAAAUGGGCAGCUGAUUCUCUAAUUGCAUUAGAGCCUCAGAACCCUGCAAGCUAUGUCUUGCUUUCAAGUCUCUAUGCUUCCAAAGGGAAGUGGGACAAAGUGGCUCAGUUAAGAAGAGGAAUGAGAGAUAAGCGAGUAAGAAAGGAACCGGGAUAUAGUUGGAUUAAAUAUAAAGGCAAAGUGCAUGUUUUCUCAGCUGAUGACCAGUCAAGUCCGUUUUUAGGUCAGAUAUAUGCUGAGUUGGAAAAACUGAAUUAUAAAAUGAUAGAAGAGGGAUAUGUUCCUGAUAUGAGUUCUAUUCUUCAUGAUGUUGAGGAAUCUGAGAAGAUAAAAAUGCUUAACCACCAUAGCGAAAAACUUGCUAUUGCUUUUGGGUUGAUUUUUGUUCCUCCUGGCCUGCCCAUACGGGUAAUUAAGAACCUGAGAGUCUGUGGUGAUUGCCACAAUGCAACUAAAUUCAUUUCCAAGAUAACACAGAGAGAGAUACUUGUAAGGGAUGCAGUUCGUUUCCAUUUGUUUAAAGAUGGGACAUGUUCAUGUGGGGAUUUUUGGUGAUAGGGUUCUCCUAGCAUUUGCGUAGAAUAUUAAAACCUUCAAAAUUUUCAGGUGAGUUACUGAAACACAGGGCAGAGCAUCAGAAACUGAAUAGGUCUCUUCAUUAAAGCAACCUGUUAAUCUUCCAUGAAGGCAGGGAUAAAUUCAUUCACAAUGGUUCUAGAUAAACAUUUUUAUGAGAUGAAAACCAAUCCGGGUUUUUUUCUCCAGGAAAUCUGCCAAUUAUCUUGUUAGAUACAUCCUAAGAAAGAGCAGCAUGGUAAAACAGAGAAUUUGAGAGCAGACUAAUGCAAAUUUUAGCAAAGUAUGGCAGUACUUCAUCUGGUGAGAGAACUUCAGUGUUUGGUGGACUACUGCAUGAUGAGCAAACAGGUGACAUUUAUUGAUCAGAACUCUAAGAUAUCAUCUGGAGGUCUCAAAAAGAUUGAAAGAUUGACUAUAGAAUAUAGGGAAGUGGUCAUGAGGAUAUAGAGAACGAUAGGGUACAGAAUCAUAUUACUUUAUUAGAGAGGUUUCCUCAUCUUGUAACUUAAGUUGAUGUACAACUUCUUUUGUUUAUUGAUCAAAUGAGAAACAAAAAUGAUAAUUUUGAUG